Molecule: messenger RNA, 1623 nt
Organism: Epinephelus fuscoguttatus (brown-marbled grouper)
Lineage: Eukaryota; Metazoa; Chordata; Actinopteri; Perciformes; Serranidae
Product: dynein light chain 2, cytoplasmic-like
Exons: 1
Coding region: 144-548 (134 amino acids)
Biological process (GO): microtubule-based process; cilium assembly
Cellular component (GO): cytoplasmic dynein complex
Molecular function (GO): dynein intermediate chain binding; dynein light intermediate chain binding
Source: RefSeq, a predicted model, not a curated record
AAAGUAGGAAGAAGCUGCCGGUUUAUCGGGCAGCUGAGUGAAGUGGAGCCUGCGGAGGAAACACCGGGACCGUCUGGAUGUGAUAGUCCGUGGAGGUGCUGGGGUGCUCGGCUGCACAGAUAGGAAACCCCUGGGCUGACAGGAUGUACCACUCUCUCACGCAGGCACAAAACGUACGUGCUACUUGGCAGUCGGAUGUAGUCCGUGUAGUGUGUUCAAAUGCAACUGUAACCGUAACGUGCUACAAUAAACUGUUCAACGGAGCUGUUAGACGACCAAAAGCCAAACUGACUGACAGGAAGGCAGUGAUAAAGAAUGCAGACAUGUCUGAAGAGAUGCAGCAGGAUGCUGUGGACUGUGCCAUGCAGGCUAUGGAUAAGUACAACACUGAGAAGGAUAUCGCCGCCUUUGUCAAAAAGGAGUUUGACAACCCCACAUGGCACUGCAUAGUCGGGAGGAACUUUGGCAGCUAUGUGACGCAUGAGACGAAGCAUUUCAUCUACUUCUACCUGGGCCAAGUGGCCAUUCUACUCUUCAAGUCGGGCUGAAAUCCAAACAUGCCCUCCCAAAACUACUUUAAAUUCAGCCCACAAUAUUUCUGUGCCAUGCUGUACAUUGGCUACCACCUUUGUGCAGACAUGCCUACCUCCUGGUUUCCUGCUUUCGUCAGUCUGUUAUUGUUUGCCACCUACAACACAACAACCAUCGCUGAAUGGCACUUUAGUCAUGCCUGGACUGGUGAUGUGCCAUUUGUAGAAAAUGCCAAUUUCAAACUACUCUCCAUUCCAGCACUCAAUCAGCAUUUUCACAUCUGACAGACUCACCAUGAUGCAUAGUUUCUGCGUAUUGUUUUUGCUGUGCGUUGAUGCACGGGCCUUGUACAUUGUUUCAUGUCGAUAUGUUUUUUGUUCUGUAUGACAUCUAUUGCACGUCUGUCCAUCCUGGAGGUUUCUACCGUUUUUUUCCCCCGUUACAGGGGGUUUUUUGGGGAGUUUUUCCUUAUCCGCUGUGAGGGUCCCAAGGACAGAGGGAUGUUGUAUGCUGUAAAGCCCUGUGAGGCAAAUUGUGAUAUUGGGCUUUAUAAAUAAAAUUGAUUGAAUUGAUUGAAUUGAACUGACACAAGGCGACGUGAGGCAACGUCGACGACCCAACAGUUGGCUUUCCUCGCCGCUAGUUCUUUGAUGUCGGUUUGCUGUGUCAGCACCUUUACACAGCGUCCCAACUUUUUGGAAUUGAGGUUGUACAUUUACUGUUGGUUUCGCACUGCACAAGAUUUUUUUUGACAGUGAGAAAAAUAUAAAAUAUCACCAGACUUACCCUGUAAAUAAUACUGUAUAGUCAGAGGUCAUGUCAUAAUCUUACAGUUAACAGUGCUUCAAUUAUCCAGGAGAGCCCAAGGAGUCUGUGUUGGGAACAUUGGCUCCAGAGGUAUUUCUUCCACCAAGUUCCUCAUUUAAAGUUUUCUUUUUCUUAAAACAACAGAGGCUCUGCAAACUUUCUUCAUACUUACUGUCAGUAUUUUAACAUUAGACCUUUUCUUUGUCACGAUGUAAAGGAUGAAACCUUGUAAUCAUACAGCUUUACUUUUACAUGUCUGUCAAAUCUGUAUCUGUGUCUGUCAUC